UAUAUAUAUCUUUCUGUCUGCGGUAGCUGUCGCGUUUUGUGAAAUAAUCAUCAUUGCUAAAGCUUAUAGUAAAGAACGCAUGGCUGCCAAUCGGGUACUCGUUUACGGAGGAAGAGGCGCACUAGGUAGCAAAAUUGUUCAGCACUUCAAAUCUAAAGGAUGGUGGGUAGCCAGCAUCGAUAUCGUUGCCAAUGAGGAGGCAAACGCGAACGUGCUGGUCAAGUUAUCCGAGUCAUUUACCGAGCAAGCGGGGCAGGUGACAGCAGAUGUGGCACAGUUGCUAGGGGACCAGAAAGUAGAUGCCAUCUUGUGUGUGGCAGGUGGAUGGGCAGGAGGAAAUUGCAGCUCAAAAGACUUGUACAAAAACACAGACAUGAUGUGGAAGCAGAGUGUGUGGACCUCUACCAUCUCUAGCCACCUGGCUGCUGUUCACCUGAAGCAAGGGGGACUGCUGACUCUGGCUGGGGCUAAAGCAUCACUGGGUGGCACUAGUGGCAUGGUGGGCUAUGGCAUGGCCAAGGCAGCAGUCCACCAGCUCUGUCAGAGUCUAGCCGGAGAAGACAGUGGGAUGCCCCCUGGAGGUGUGGCUGUAGCCAUACUGCCGGUAACCUUGGAUACGCCGAUGAACAGGAAGUUCAUGCCCGAUGCAGACUUUGGUUCCUGGACACCGCUGGAGUACAUUUCAGAAACGUUCUUCAAUUGGGCCAUUGGUGCAGAUCGUCCAGCAUCGGGCAGUCUGAUGCAGCUCACUACUGUGGGAGGCAAGACACAGACACUACCCACGCAAUAGAGGAGAGGGAGGGAGAGAUAGACAAUGAGAGAGCAGGAGGGAGGACAAGUUGAGCGGGAUGUUUGGGAGAGAUGGUGAUAGGGUGGGUCAGGAGGGUUAAAAUGAGUCACAGGGAGAAAGAGGGGAUGAAUGCUUGGUUGAAGAUGUUCCCUCUAAGAACUAUUAUCAGUAUCUCAUAACAAAAUUUUUGUGUCUUUUGAUGUGGUUUUAUUCCUAGGUCUCAAUUUGAAUAAAACUCCACAUGAAUCAUAA
Molecule: messenger RNA, 1042 nt
Organism: Oncorhynchus gorbuscha (pink salmon)
Lineage: Eukaryota; Metazoa; Chordata; Actinopteri; Salmoniformes; Salmonidae
Product: dihydropteridine reductase-like
Exons: 7
Coding region: 80-790 (236 amino acids)
Biological process (GO): tetrahydrobiopterin biosynthetic process; L-phenylalanine catabolic process
Cellular component (GO): cytoplasm
Molecular function (GO): NADH binding; 6,7-dihydropteridine reductase activity; NADPH binding
Source: RefSeq, a predicted model, not a curated record